AAAAUUGCCCGAAGCACCAGUUCACGACUUGCAUCAACUGACAGAAGUGCCUGCUCCAUCAUAGAAAUACACAGACUGUCGGGCCUACGUCUCUCGAUCGGAAAUACUCUCCAGCACAAAUUAACAGCAGCCAGCCAAGUCUUCAGCAAAUUCAUACUCGGAAAUACGACAACGGCAAGUCAGAGAUGAACCGUGCUCAGCGCCGAGCUGCUGCUCGUGAUGACACAAAUGCCAGCUCUACCACCUCCAGCUCCUCGUCGAUACCGCUCGUACAUCCCGAACGGCGGACACCUGAAGGAAAGACCCUGCUGCAAUUGGCAGAGGAGCGGCAAGCACUGCUGAACCAAGGCACACCCUUUCCCAAGAAUGGUGAUUCAGCAGCAGGCAGCACUGCAAAUGCUCUUUCAUCAGAGGGCAACAAAGACAAUGAGCAAGUCAAAAUAUCAGAAUUGGACAUUCAAAAGGCAUUCGGAGGCACAGGGAGCAAGGGAGAACAGAGCAAAAGAAGGAGUACUGGGCAAGGGAAGCAAUUGGAUGAGCCAAUAGGCCGCUUUGGUCAGGCUGUAUUCUUUGCUAUUACCAUGACCAUGGUACAUUUUACACUGGAUGUUCUCAUACAUCAGCAGUAUCGCCAGGACAUUGUGUGGCCUGAAAUAUGGGAGAGAACGUUGACGGCAGCUCCAGGUGAGUAAACGACCAACAGCUCCUCUAUAGGGAAAGGACUCCUACAUACGCAAGCCCUUUCCAGCCCUUUCCAUACGAUGCAGUCCAUGGACACGAACUAUGGGUCUUUUCAAGAAUUGCUUGGAUAGCAAAUAGACAUUUGUCUUUCGCACCGUGGAAUUUACGCCUAUUCAACACUAUUAAACGUACUGGCCUAGAUAAACAGAUUAACUCGAAAAGACGCGGCUUCGCCGCAGUUAAGAACGGAAUACUAACUCAUUUCCCAUUUCCAAAC
This is a messenger RNA of Xylona heveae TC161, 958 nucleotides long. RefSeq lists its product as hypothetical. Bases 186 to 692 code for a protein of 168 amino acids. The record is from RefSeq and is a predicted model, not a curated record. The transcript has a single exon. Lineage: Eukaryota; Fungi; Ascomycota; Xylonomycetes; Xylonales; Xylonaceae.